AUGCCUUCAUCUGUGAACAUGCUCCAAUUAACACAGCCAAAACCAGCAGGACCAUUAAGACCGCUGCCCACUGGAGGAGCCACGGAAGGAACCAAGAGGCUGCUGGAUUCACACACACUCACAAGUCGCACAGGCAGCGCUGCUCUGCUCUGCUCCGGCUCCUCAUACCGCUGUCGGACUCUAAGAAACCGCUCGGAAAUUAUCCGUUUCCUUUUACGAGGUCGCUGGAUGAUUUAUCUCAAAGUGAAAGCAGAAGAUAUGGAGUCAGCGGAGAGGCUGGUGACCCCGACCUCCGCUCAGACCUCUAUAAGAGCUGCAGCACACCCGGAAACCUCACUGACAACAACACACAGCAAGAUCGGUCAUUUGUUCCAAAUGGUUGGAAAUCAGGGUUUGGGAAUUGCUUCAGUUUCCGGUGCCUUUCCCAUGAUCCAUCACCCAGUCUUCAGUCUGCACUCCUCUUCUCCUGUCCGCUCUGAGUUCGGAGGUCUGGGAACUCUGGGAAUGUCGGCCGCUCUGGCUGCCCGCUCUCAGCUCGGAGCUGUACCAGAUUGGUGGCGUUCUGCAGACGCUCAGGGUCGAGGGUCAGUGGCCUUUUUUCCUCAUCUUCUGGGUCUGCCGGCAUUAUUCAGCGCACCGUUCCUGAACCAGGAGCAAACCAUGCUUCAGUCUCAUGCUGCCAGACGCACUCCUGUGAAAGGGCUGAAUGGCUCAGUCAAUGGAAUGGCGACGAAAUCAAGCUCGGCCUCCUCCACACCCUCUCCAGUCCUCAUCCCUCCAGAUCAAACCAAGAGCCUGAAAACCAGCCCAAAACCAGCACUAAACCAGCUAGAGGAGAAAACUAGAUACAAAACAAAAGACGAGAAGCUGUGCAGCAAAGUGCCAGAUGUCUCCAUCAACAGCGACAGCCAAUCAGCAUCCAGCUCUGACAGCUCGAGUGAUGCUCUUAGCAGCUCUGACUCAGACGACCUGGAAGAUGAUGACGACGACGAUGAUGAUGAUGAUGAUCAGAGUGAUGAUAGUGUCGACUCGGAAAAGUGCGGAAAAGAUCCGAAAGGUAUCCGAAAGGAGGAAAUGCACAUAGACAGGAAGAAGACCCGGAACACUGUAGGGCAGGAUAAGCUGGACGUCCGGGGUUUGCUUUUGUCUCAGCCGCCAUUGCACAUCCAGGCCUUGAGCUCCACAGAGGAGCCCGGCAAACACACCAGUGUCAUCCAGACCACAGGUCUAGCAGCCAGCGCAAAACCGCUUGCACUAGUCACGCAGCGGCGCAGGGACAGAGAUGCACCGUCCCCUAAAGACCUUCCCCUGCCCUCUCCAAAACCACCUCUGUCUCUGUCUUCCUCUCCCACACUGCCCUCCUCCAGAUCUGCUCCUCUGAAGACGUGCAAGAAUUACCUCGACAACGUCAGCAAACUCAGACAGUCAUCACUACCUCAGGCCUUUCCUCCACCGCUGAGAGGUGCACAGGAAUCACAGAGCAGCCAGAAACAUCCAUUUAACAAUCCGUUCCUCCCCUCACUUCCUACUGAGAACCACCAUCCCGGCGCGGUGCAGGACGCUCCUCUGGCCCUCAUCACCAAACCUCGCUCCCAGAGCACACGCGCCCCUGAUAAACCACUGCUGGCCGCCACCAGCCCCGCAUUUAACACUCCCAUCAACCUCACCAGCACGGGUCGCACCUCCACCUCGCCUGGUCUGACUCCCAGAGCAGCCCGAGGGAAGCGCUGUCAAACAGGGCGGAGGAUGCUGAAGAGAGAGAGACCGUCAUUGGUGGAGCACUUCAGGGGGGCGGAGUCUGAGCUCCCCGACAGCAAAGACUCUGAUGACUUGUUAAUGGAGGACGAGGAUGAAAAUGAUGCUUCAAAUGACAGUCUCUCAGACUCUGACAGCAAUUUAGACACUGAUUCUGAUGAUGAUGAUGAUGAUGGUAAAGAUGAAGAGAUGGACACAGAUUUAGAAAUGGACAGAAUGCCACUCAAACUCACCAAAUCCUCAACAUCUGUGCUAGACUCCUCCCACAGCACUAGCCCCGCCCCUCUCAAUCUACAGGUUCCUAAAACACCUGCCACAAUCACACCAGCCACUGUGACCAGCUCUGGGAAUUCAGCCAAUCACAGCCCAGCUUUGUCGUCUUACAUUGUGGCCACACCACCAGGGAAAAGGAGAAGAGUCACAGAUGAAUGUGCACUGCGGAAACCUCUACAAUAUGGAUGGCAGAGAGAGACGCGCAUCACAAACAUGUCUGGGCGUUUGCGGGGAGAGGUGGUGUAUUACGCUUCAUGCGGCAGAAAGCUCAGACAGUAUCCUGAUGUCAUCAAGUAUCUGACCAGUAACGGGAUAAGCAACAUUACACAAUGGAAUAGAAAAAAUAAUGAAUGGCUGGACAGACAGGUUUUUUAA
Molecule: messenger RNA, 2403 nt
Organism: Sinocyclocheilus rhinocerous
Lineage: Eukaryota; Metazoa; Chordata; Actinopteri; Cypriniformes; Cyprinidae
Product: bromodomain adjacent to zinc finger domain protein 2B-like
Exons: 13
Coding region: 1-2403 (800 amino acids)
Cellular component (GO): chromatin
Molecular function (GO): DNA binding
Source: RefSeq, a predicted model, not a curated record